Molecule: messenger RNA, 1191 nt
Organism: Zootermopsis nevadensis
Lineage: Eukaryota; Metazoa; Arthropoda; Insecta; Blattodea; Termopsidae
Source: RefSeq, a predicted model, not a curated record
CAUGUGUACCAUAUGCGACUACGCUUAACCCUCAGAUUGGUUUAAAGUCUCAGGUGUGCAGUGAGUUAUUUUGACUGGUUAGUGGAAACGCUUAUGUGUGGAACAUUUAAUCACAGUUUCAUAAAAUUUAGUUCUAUUUGAUUUAUACUUUCUAGUGUUUAUACAAUAUUGUUGGGUUCUUGAGAUAUGUAGAUCACGAGGAUACCUGGGUGAAAUUCGUUGUGUGCGCCCUUCACUUCAAACAUAUCUGUCAACGUGUACUGUGAUUGAAAUCAGUAUUGAAUACCCAGAACAUGAGUAUAAUCAAAAUGGAUAAUGAUGUUGAUGUUCUAAGUGAAAAAGAUUCCAUAGGCAUGUUAACUGAUGAGGUUCAUGUACAAUCAUCACUUUCCAUAAAAGAAGAUGAAACUGAGAUGAUGAAUAUAAAACUUGAAGAUUUUGCAGAUACACAUGAAGAGGAGGAUCCUCUAGGAGAACUUCCAUUAAUAAAGUCUGAACAUGAGGCCUCCAUCACUUUACGGAAACUUGUACCUGAUUCUUAUGGUGAAACGUGUCUCGAGUCUUCUUAUGAUGACAAUCAAAUCAUCGAUAUCAAAUUUGAGGAUGUCGGAGGUGUGAUAGAGGAGGAGGAUCCUCUUCUGAUAACAUCUCCAGUAAUAACGGCGGAGCUUGAGGACUCCAUCAAUUUACAGAAAGUGAUACCUGAUUCUUAUGGUGAAACGUGUCUCGAGUCUUCUUAUGAUGACAAUCAAAUCAUCGAUAUCAAAGUUGAAGAUGUCGGUGGUGUGAUAGAGGAGGAGGAUCCUCUUCUGAUAACAUCUCCAGUAAUAACGGCGGAGCUUGAGUUUGUAGGCUGUAUCUUCAGUGGACGCACCUUUCCUGAAGCCAGAUAUUUCUUGGACCAGUGUGCAUGUGAUGACAUAACCUAUUGUAUAAAACCUAACCUCACAUUCUUCUGAAAUAAUAGUUAGGACUUCUGUUAAAUGUAUCUUACCCCUCUCCCCAUUAAUAAUGUACCAUGUUAUUUUUAUUUUAUUACCAGAUUUUGUUAUUAGUCUACUGUAAAACUGCUUUUUAGCCUAUUUUAUAACAUCAUUUAUGAUUUUACAGUACUUAAUAUAGAAUGCUCUUGAUUUUCGGUGAUAACUGUUUCUGCUGUAGAUAUGACUCCUCUUUCAUUUGCAAGAUGUU